AUGUCUGAUAUCAACACCACACUCAUAAACUCUGUUAGAAAAAUUGAAAUUGAUAUUGCUGAAAUAAAGCAAAUGGUACGCAUGCUUCAAGAUCAGUUUAGCAAACAAUUUGCCCCAACUGUAAGUACAAAAGACAUUAGUACAAUGCAACAAAACAUUAUUGAGCAAAGUGUAUAUUCGCUUGCCUUAUUAAUAUUAUGGCAUACAAUUUCCUCUUUGGUAGCUCUUGAACGUGUUGCUGAGUCUGUAAAACGGUCUCAAUUCACUGAGUAUCCUGACCAGCUUGGAAAGCAAGUAAUUGGCACAGGUGGCAAUUUCAAAGGGAAAAACAAAGCCCAGAAAUACAAUUUGUUGUUGCAGUUGCUUCACAAACAGGACUGGAAAGCAUGCUGCAAAGAAAUUCCGGAAGGACAACCUCUGCCUCAACUAGUACUUCUUUCGGACAGCAAUUUGACAAUGAAGCAACUACAGCUUAAGACUUUGAGUCGUAGCAUCAAGCAUAACCUGAUUGACAAGGACUUUCCUGCUUUCAGUAAAGAAUGGAAAGGUAUCCUGGCAAAGCACCAGGAGUAUUACAUGAUGCAAUUGGAGAGACUGGCAAAAGAUAACGGCUUUGCUAUUUUCAAAUGCAAGAGCAUACACAACAAGAUGCAAAUGAUUUUUUAUUGUCUUCUGAUAAUAUGUCAGAAACAGAUGGUGGCAAGUCAUCUAUUAUGGUCUCCUCUGGCAGAAAUGAGUGUUGAGCUAGCACACAAGAGAAGCCAAAGAUCAUAG
This is a messenger RNA of Phycomyces blakesleeanus NRRL 1555(-), 774 nucleotides long. RefSeq lists its product as hypothetical. The record is from RefSeq and is a predicted model, not a curated record. The transcript has 4 exons. The coding region runs from base 1 to 774 and encodes 257 amino acids. NCBI's taxonomy places the organism in Eukaryota, Fungi, Mucoromycota, Mucoromycetes, Mucorales, Phycomycetaceae.